UUUUACAUAAUAUCUUAUCACGGCACUAGCAAACCAUGGUUGACCAUCUACCUGACCAACAUGGCUGACAUUUGGACAUUCAUAAAAAGGUUAAGCCAAUCUAGUAUUCUAAUUCCUAUUUCUAUGCAUGCAGCCUAUCUGUAACCAUGGCUACUGGAAGUAUCUAGACAAUUUCGCCGCAGUUUUGGAGAGGGUUUGGAUGAAGACACCGCCAACCGAGGGUAGAGGACCUACAGGCGAAAAGAAGUGCAGACGUCCUAAAAGGAGAAAAAUCAUGCCCAUAAAAUCCCCGGGCUCGAGCACUCAAAGAUGCUUGGCUACCAACAAUGCAAAACGAGUGCCACUGACACAGAAAAAGGCCACUGUACCCAGCCAUCCAGUACCAAGCAGGGUACCAACAAAGAGACUCACCUCUCCGCUACCAAGGUCUACUAGACAUGCUGCAAGGCCAGCUGGCUGCACUCAGAACCACAUAGAGCAACUGCCACCUGAGAUCCUAAUGAAGAUCCUGUGGAACCUGGAUGCCUCUUCUCUCUACUGCAUUAGCUACGUCAACAAGCUUUUCUAUAAGCUGGCCAAAAACAAUGGAAUGUGGCGUAAAAAGUACUCUGCAAAAUAUGGGGAGAGUAAGAAGUUGAAGGCCAAGCACAUGGACGAGGUGGUGGAGAAGCUGAGUGUGAUGAAGGUUCAGGAGAGACCAGAGGGCUACUGGAGAAGGCUGUACUUCAGGACCAUAGCUGGCAACAACCACACCAAGUGGUUGAAGGAGCUGAGAACCAUCAACCCCUACACAGGCCUUCCCAGCCACACAGAGAGAGUCCUCAGAGAGCAACGUGUGGCCUGGGAGAUCACAGUGUGUGACAAGUCGGGCUGUGAGGGUACUUUUGAGCAGAGCCACACUUACUACAGUGACUCGUCAGUGACGGUGUGCUGGAGCAACGGUUCAUGGCCCGCCUUCCACCAACUCUCUACCCUACAGCUUCACGGUGUCAAGAAAGUUCCCCUCAAAUGUCCCAGCGCCAUCAAGCCAGGCUGGUGGUCUCUGAUGGCUCAGUUGGAUAUUGACACCAUCUCUAAGAGCAGCCAGGUGAAAGGUGGAGACAGACUGGUCAUGUUGCUGCUGCUGUCGCCUGGCAUUGUCAUCGGCAUCUGGAGGGGCCAGUUGUCUAUAGCCUUUGUGAUGGCCACCUUCCACUACCACAGGCUGGUGGAGAGGAGUCUCCUGGGCUCGUCUAUUUGCCCCUACACCAUUCCAGAGAACAUGCCUCCUUUCGACGACGUGGACCCGAACUAUGGUCUACAUGGUUACAUGCUACACAUUACCCUCCACAACACCGUGACGGAGAUCAUGUCUGGCCACUUCCCUGAACUCUUCUGUCGGAAAGGUCAGAUCCAUGAAGGCUUCAUCCAGCUGAAUGCCAUCAUCAGGAGUAAGCAGUCCCAGCACACCCCUCUCUCUGCCAGGGUCAGCCUGCCCUGGAGGUCUGACGCUCUGGAGGGGACUGUGAAGAAUUGCUGCAUGAUGAGCCUGACCCUGCUGGAUGAAACCCAGAUGCCCUUCUGGUGUGUCAGCACGCCCGUCUCCAUGGUGCUGGCCAAUGAGGAGCCUUUCUCCUAUGACUACCAGGGCCAGCACUUCCUGAUCAAGUACCAGGAUGCAGAGGGCAAGGUACAGAUGGACGUGGUGCGGCUGGAGGAACAGAGACAGUUCUUCCUUAUUAAUCUGGUGAUCUACAUCAGCACAGUCAAAGUCAACCAGCACUUUGGGAGAGCCUACUAAGGCUGCUGACUGUUGAGUGGACGCUGUAAGUUUGUACUAUAUGAUCUCUGUAUAGUUUUUUAAAAGUAAAUUUCCCUAUGCCCCAAAAUAUCUUAAAAAUAAUUAAUCUG
Molecule: messenger RNA, 1890 nt
Organism: Coregonus clupeaformis (lake whitefish)
Lineage: Eukaryota; Metazoa; Chordata; Actinopteri; Salmoniformes; Salmonidae
Product: F-box only protein 15
Exons: 12
Coding region: 128-1780 (550 amino acids)
Molecular function (GO): protein binding
Source: RefSeq, a predicted model, not a curated record